AUUGAAUUAAAACUCGCUGGUCAUGCUUGUCUAUAAAAGCGACAACCCGUUUCAUAUUUGGCUAUUCAGUGUCGGCAGGCUACUUAACCGUUUUCUUUUUCCGUUUACUGUGUUACACGAACACCCUGCACUACAAUGUCACUUAAGAACGUCAAACUUAUUUACUUUGACGCCCGGGGGCGGGGUGAGGUGAUCCGCCUCAUGUUUGCAGCAGCGGGGGUCAAGUAUGAUGACGUCAGACACACAACAGAGACAUGGCCGGCCGAGAAACCAAAAAUGCCAUUUGGGCAAUUGCCAGUAUUAGUCGUAGAUGGCAAAUUGUAUGCCCAGAGCGUUGCCAUAGCAACCUUUGUUGCCAAGGAAGCAGGAUUUUAUCCUAAAACUGCCAUUGACGGAUUAAAAGUCGAUCAAGUCGUUCAACUUGCAGUUGACUUGCAAAUAUUGACAUUUAAAGCGUUUUUUGAGAAAGACGAGGCGAAAAAGAGCCAGCUAGAGAAAGAGCUUAACGACGUAGAGGUUCCCAAAUAUCUAGACUUUUUUGAAAAACUUUUGAAAGAAUCUGGCACAGGAUUCGUCGUUGGUAAUACGCUGACGCUAGCAGACUUCUAUGUGUAUCAAGUUGUUACCAUGGUACCCGGCAGGGUAGGAGACACCACCAAACACCCACUCUUGAACGGUCUGGUGCAGAAAAUAGAAAGCAACGCAAACGUCAAAACUUAUCUCGCCAACAGGAAAAAGACGGACAUUUAAAAACAGAAUAGAACUCACACAUUUUUAAAAUUACCUGCUCAUUUAAAAAUAGUAGUGGCAUUAUAUUUACUAAACACAUCUGUUAUAGCUUGUUUAACAAUAGUAAAAUAAAAAAAUAUAAAAAUUUGGUAAACCAUUGUUAUAUUAAAUUAAGAUAAGAUAAAAUUUGGAAAAGUUGUAAUAUUUAAAGUGAAAAUAAUAUUUUAAUCAUUUGAAAAAGUUAACACACAUUCUCCUAAAAUAAAUGGUCAAAAAUUAAACCCAACGUAUACCUCUUUUAAAAUUCAACAUUAUUAGUUGUCAAUUUUUUUAUGCAUACAGAUUUGAACUAUACUAUGUUAUUGGUUAAGUUGAAUUGUUUUGUUGUUUUUCCAAUAAAGAAAUAUUUUAAUGA
Messenger RNA from Physella acuta, 1144 nucleotides. RefSeq names its product glutathione S-transferase 1. Gene Ontology annotation, molecular function: glutathione transferase activity. NCBI's taxonomy places the organism in Eukaryota, Metazoa, Mollusca, Gastropoda, Physidae. Gene Ontology annotation, biological process: glutathione metabolic process. The record is from RefSeq and is a predicted model, not a curated record.